Messenger RNA from Solanum verrucosum, 1998 nucleotides. Its product is annotated as inactive glucose-6-phosphate 1-dehydrogenase 4, chloroplastic-like. The coding region runs from base 57 to 1844 and encodes 595 amino acids. Gene Ontology annotation, molecular function: glucose-6-phosphate dehydrogenase activity; NADP binding. The transcript has 11 exons. Gene Ontology annotation, biological process: glucose metabolic process. NCBI's taxonomy places the organism in Eukaryota, Viridiplantae, Streptophyta, Magnoliopsida, Solanales, Solanaceae. The record is from RefSeq and is a predicted model, not a curated record.
AUACAGUAUACUAGUAGAAAAUACAACAGAAAACGUUGAUCGGGAUAUUCAAAGUGAUGGCGUCGCUUUCACCAGUAUCGCUAUCAACGUCUUCAUCGGAGACCUCAAUCGUCCCGUCAAUUUAUCGGAAACUUUCUGUAUUACCUACCGUUGUUGUUCGUUCUUUUCCGAGCCAUACGAUAAAGAAAUCCAGAACACAAAUAGACUAUGUGGCAUAUGUUCAACCUCAUGAUGUCAACAGACCACGAUCUUCCAUAAGGUCGACCUCUUUUAAUGUUGAAGGAACUGGAAGCACUACUUCACUUGAUGAAGAAGUUAUAAUUGACACUUCUGGGACGGAGGCUUCCAUAAAGUUGCCUUUGCCUUUGUUUGAGACUCAAUCAUCCAGUAGUGGUGCACCAACUGAUGAUUCAGCCUCUCUUAGCAUUGCUGUUAUUGGGGCCACUGGUGUACUAGCCAGAAAGAAAAUCUUUCCAGCAUUAUUUGCUUUGUAUUACAGUGGUCAACUUCCAGAGAAAAUUGGUAUAUUUGGGUACUCACGGAAAAAAUUAACUGAAGAAGAUCUAAGAGCCAUAAUAGCACCAACUUUAAGUUGCCGCAUUGAUCACCAAGAUAACUGUGAAGAAAAAAUGGAUGCAUUUCUCAAAAGGAUAUUCUAUCUUUAUGGAGGGUAUGACAACCGAGAAGGAAUGUCAAAGCUCAAUACUCUCAUGGAAGAAGUUGAGGGAAAGUUUGGAGCAAACAGAAUAUUUUACCUUUCUGUGCCUCAAGUAGCACUUAUCGACGUAGCAUCCUCUCUUGCUGAAAAGGCCCAAACCCAGAGGGGUUGGAAUCGUGUAAUAAUUGAAAAACCCUUUGGUCUGGGUUCAUUUUCUUCUCAUCAGUUGACUACCUCCCUUCUCUCAAACUUUGAGGAAAAGCAAUUAUACAGGAUAGAUCAUCUUUUGGGAAGGAACACAAUUGAGAAUCUUGCGGUUCUAAGGUUCUCUAAUCUAGUAUUUAUGCCAUUAUGGAAUCGAAGUUACAUACACAACAUACAGGUCACUUUUUCUGAAGAGUUAGGCAUGCAGACCUCAGCAAGAUAUCCUAAAGGCUAUGGGAUUUUAGGAGAUGUUGUACACAGCCACAUCUUCCAGACAGUGGCCUUGCUUGCUAUGGAGCCGCCUGUCACCCUUGAUGGUGAAGAUGUUCGUUAUGAGAAAGUUAAGGUUUUGAAAUCAAUUCGAAAAUUGGGAUCAUCUGAUGUAAUUCUUGGGCAUAGCGAAGCUGAUUCUGGAAGUAACUUCAAGGAUAUGGAAAAUCUAAUGCCCACAUAUUUUGGUGCUGUUUUACACAUUGAUAAUGCACGGUGGGACGGUGUGCCUUUUCUUAUUAAGGCUGGCAGGGGGCUCAAAAAGAACAGAGUUGAAAUUCGUAUACAAUUUCGUCGUGUUCCUGGAAACAUUUAUCAUAAAGAUGGAGGAGGGCAUAUGCAAGAUCUUGUCACUAAUGAGCUGAUUCUGCGUGAUGUGCCUGAUGAGGCCAUACUCAUCAGAAUUAAUAAUAAAAUUCCAGGAUUAGGCAUGAACUUGGAGGCUUCGGAAUUGAACUUGCUUUAUAAAGACAAGUACAAUGUUGAUGUAACGGACUCGUAUGAACAACUUCUUCAUGAUGUAAUAGAUGGAGAUAACCAUCUAUUCAUGAGAAGCGAUGAGGUUGAAGCUGCAUGGAACAUUUUAUCUCCAGUUUUAAGUGAGUUGGACAAUAAUAAUGCGACACUUGAGCAUUACGAGUUUGGUAGCAAGGGUCCAGAUAAAGCCGGUAAUCUCUGGGCUAAACAUGGGGUCAAGUGGUUGGAUGAUUAGUGAAUUUCCUAUUAGGCCAUUACUCACAGUUAUACAUCAUACAAACACUGAAAUUCCUAAAGAAGGAAUUAUUAGAAAUCCACUCUCCAUACUUGGUCUUCAUGAUCAUUGAUUGAGAUGGAAUCAUUGUGAAAAAAUUUGCACACCUGUUCCA